AUGCAGAAGACAUGUGUUGUGCAUAAAUUACAAGUUGAAAGGGCUUUGAAAUACGCAUUUCAAACAAGUGACAGGCUCUGCUUUGUUAUGGAAUAUGCUAAUGGAGGCGAGCUCUUUUUCCACCUCUCUCGUGAACGUGUUUUCACAGAGGACCGUGCCCGAUUUUAUGGAGCAGAGAUCGUAUCGGCCCUGGAGUAUCUCCAUUCUAGAAAUGUAGUCUAUAGAGAUAUCAAGCUGGAAAAUCUUAUGCUGGAUAAGGAUGGGCACAUAAAGAUCACAGACUUUGGCCUCUGCAAGGAAGGAAUUACAGACGGGGCUACCAUGAGAACUUUCUGUGGCACGCCGGAGUAUUUGGCGCCAGAGGUCCUAGAAGACAACGAUUAUGGGCGUGCUGUUGAUUGGUGGGGUCUGGGGGUAGUGAUGUACGAGAUGAUGUGUGGCCGACUCCCCUUCUACAACCAAGAUCAUGAAAGGCUAUUUGAGCUAAUUUUAAUGGAGGAAAUCCGCUUCCCCCGUACAUUGAGUCCAGAGGCUAAGUCGCUGCUGGCCGGACUCCUAAAGAAGGAUCCAAAACAGAGGUACUGGGGUAGAUGAAUAAUUCUAAGCACC
Bombina bombina (fire-bellied toad) is the source of this 609-nucleotide messenger RNA. Its product is annotated as RAC-beta serine/threonine-protein kinase A-like. The transcript has 5 exons. Lineage: Eukaryota; Metazoa; Chordata; Amphibia; Anura; Bombinatoridae. Gene Ontology annotation, biological process: protein phosphorylation. The record is from RefSeq and is a predicted model, not a curated record. The coding region runs from base 1 to 594 and encodes 197 amino acids. Gene Ontology annotation, molecular function: ATP binding; protein kinase activity.